Cotesia congregata is the source of this 393-nucleotide messenger RNA. The record is from the annotation of a GenBank genome assembly. NCBI's taxonomy places the organism in Eukaryota, Metazoa, Arthropoda, Insecta, Hymenoptera, Braconidae.
AUGUCCAAAUUAAUUCUUUUUUGCUGUGUACUUCAUAACCUUUGUAUUGAUAAUGAAGAUUUAUUGAACGAUUCAUUGCCGGAAAGUGAAAUUGUUUACGAAAAUAAUAAUGAUAACAAUAACAAGAGAUAUUAUUCUUCAUUAACUUCUGAAAUGCCAAUUCCAAAGCGAACUUUUGACAUAAAACUAUCAUCAAAUCCAAUAGCAAACUUUGAAGUACCUGCGACUGGAUGUUCAGUAGUUAGUGUUGACUUUCUACUAGAAGUUGUUGGAUUAGAUGGAGAUUUAGCCGCAGCUAUCAGUGAUUCAGAAGAACUGACGAAAUUAGUAGAUCGAAUUUCAGACCGUUGUUCAUGGAUAAAAAUAUUUUCGGGAUCAACAUCUUCAGAUUGA